CAUUUCAAGGACUGUCCGAAUUGAGGUGAUGGGAGAGAGAAAGAGCAGGCUUGUUCCGUCGCCAGCACGAAGAAGCAGUAUUCCAUACCAGGAACAUUCGGGUGCCCCGUUCGCGCCUCGAAAUACCUGCGCGCCGCGCACUGCACAGAAAGCUUGACUAUACUUGGCACAGGGCGUUUUUUCCAGCACCAAAACGACCUCGAUACCCUCAAGGCCCGAGAACGUCUUGGCCUCGAUCCCAUUUUCGGCGCGACAACGAGAUCGCGCCGUCACGACGCGCACCCACGACGACUCCCGUGCGCUGCCGCAUAUCAAUUCGCAUGCGCGCGCAUUGUCCUUUCGACCCUUACUGGGCGCCUCUUAGGCCAGGCUGGGUGCUUCUGCGGCCACCCCAAGGUGCAGAAUGCCAGUCACUCCGUCCCGCUCUGCCUCGAACGCCCCGAGCACGACGAACAACAGCAGCAACAGCAGCAACAACCACAACCCCACCAGCGGACGACGAUUCAUCUCACGACUUGCGUCUCCUUUCGCCGCCAAGUCGCGUAAGCUCACCGACUUCUACAUUCAAGUGGACGACCCACACCGAUCAUAUACGCAGGGCGACUCGGUGACAGGUUGCGUCAACCUGAAAGUUGUGCAACCCAUUCGGAUUACGCACGUGGUAGUCUGUUUGCACGGCUUCGUGCAGGUAUACAAGAAUCCCGGCUCCCCGCCGGCAGAUGGCUAUCGCGCAACCAGCGCGCACAUUGGAACGGGCAGGGGCAGCAGGAGCGGAGAGUACUAUGGGAACGGCUUCGCAUCGCUAUUUGAGGAUGAGGUGGUGCUCUGUGGGGACGGCAAGCUGGGCGAGGGUGUAUACCAAUUUCGCUUCGAUCUCUUGUUCCCUGAGCGGGACUUGCCCAGCAGUAUAUCUUUUGAGCGCGGGACGAUUUCCUACAUGAUUACGGCGACGCUGACGAGACCAACGACGAUAUCCCCGACGAUACAAUGCGAUCACAAAGUGUACAUGGUGGAGCGGAUUGACGUGUCGCAGCUGCUGCCUCCGAAACCGCGGACGAUCACGCUAGAACCCAUCUCCCGUCGAUCCAGGGCGAAAUCGCAAGCUCGCAAGCUAGCCGAGAAUGUGGAGCGCAAAGGUCGCAAAGAUGGAUCCGGCACUACCUCUGGUGAGCUCGAACCACGGGCCAGUCAGUCGUCCUCGGCGAUGAGCUCACAUGCCGAUGCUGCUGAAACGGGACCGCAGAGCCCUGCUCCGACGGAGGGAAGCUGUGAAAGCAUGUUCAGUAGCAGUGCAGGACGACCAUCUCAACAGGACUCCCAAAUGACCUCUUCUCGCUACAGUGAAGGCGACAAUGGCAGUCGAACCAUUACGGCUACUGUAGAGGCGCUGAAAGGUGGCGUUCUGCGCGGCGAUAGCAUACCGAUCAAGGUGCAUGUGACCCAUACCAAGCAUGUCAAAAGCUUGCAUGGAGUGAUCAUGACGCUCUAUCGCCAAGCACGAGUCGAUAUCCACCCGGCCAUACCACUGGGCCCUACCGAGAAGGGCAAGGAAGCGAAGUACGAGGACUACUAUCCUAAGUCGGUGACCGGACUUGGCGGCUUAUCGCUAUCUGGAGCUGGGUCUAGUCAUAUGUUUCGAAAGGAUCUGUCACAGCGGAUUGUGCCUCUAAUUGUCAACCCCGAAUCGUUGACAGCAGAGGUGACCGGGAAAGUGCACGUUCCCGAGGAGGCAUUUCCGACCAUUUCCUCUGUGCCUGGAGCGAUGAUCAGCUUCAAGUACUACGUAGAGUGUGUGCUGGAUAUCCAAGGCAAGCUAUCAACACAGGACCGCAACCUGGGGAAUCUUGGUGGUUUAGCCAGUACAAUGUUGCAGGGUCAAGGCUCGGAGAACCUGGGAUUAAUCAACUCGGGUCUGCAUCCUUUCAGCUCACCCAUCAUUGAUACGACGGACAUUCGGCGAGACAAGGGAGUGGUGGCAUGCACUUUCGAGAUUGUUAUCGGAACGAGGGACAACACUCGGAAAAAAGAGAAGCGGAAAGUGUCGAUCCCAGAAGUGCCCGAAGAAGAUGCGAAUAAUGCCUCUCGGCAGCGUGAUUGCCCAGCCGAUGCCCAACCUGGGGCUGCGUCGGAAGUUGAUGGCAGCUGGGCCUAUGACUAUGGGGAGUAUGGCGAUCAUUACCAGUUUCAUGGCUAUGACUAUGGCCACCAUACGCAACAUCCGAGCCAACACCCGGAUCCGGAAAUGAAUGGCACUUACAAUCAUUACAAUGGCUACUACGGAUACAAUGGCUACCAGGCGGACUAUGGCAAUUACGAAUACCCGCCUCCGGAUGGACGUAGUGUACAGGCGUCGCUAAUACCCAUGCCUCAUAUCGAAGACGAAUCACAAUUGUCGGAAAAGGAACGCGUGCAUAGGGCAGAGCAACGCUUAUUGCCGAGCCAACCUCCCACAUCGGAAAAUGGGACGGGACCCAGCUCAUAUGUAGCAACGGCACCACACCUGCCAGACGAGCAGCUCGACGUCCCUGUUGCAUCGGCUCCACCUCCUGCCCUGCUGACACCACCAGCAUAUGGACAUGGAGCAGCAUAUGCCAACGGCAUGAUAGCGAGCGACUACGCGCGAACAAUACCACUUCCAAGAACACCGGUAUACGAAGCUCGAGAGGCAGAAGUGCAGGUGGCGUCUCCGGCGACGCCUCGAGGAAUGCCGCAUCCUCCUGAUGCUGCGACCGAUGACAAGCACGAAUUACAACGAAGGCGUCUCCAGCUGGAGGCUUCGGAACCGCCCAGUGAGCAUGCGAGCGAUCCGGAGGUGGGCUGUUCGAGCAACAAUCAGGCAGCAACAGCUCCCACAUUGACGAACGAAGACUUGUAUGGUAGCGAUGAUCACGUCGAUACGUCUGCACAUUCAGAGCUGCCCCGGUAUGAACGAUAACGAUAAAGGUGGAGUUUGAGGCGUACAGGAAUAUAAGAAGAGCCGGCUGCAUGAGCCUGGUGGCAUACAGAAGGAAAAAGAGAGAGAUGAUGAUGAUGACUCGUAUGCAGUCUCUUUGAAUAGAAGCUCCUUUCUUUUCACGAGC
Molecule: messenger RNA, 3080 nt
Organism: Sphaerulina musiva SO2202
Lineage: Eukaryota; Fungi; Ascomycota; Dothideomycetes; Mycosphaerellales; Mycosphaerellaceae
Exons: 3
Coding region: 404-2935 (843 amino acids)
Biological process (GO): ubiquitin-dependent endocytosis
Cellular component (GO): cytosol; plasma membrane; cytoplasm
Molecular function (GO): protein-macromolecule adaptor activity; ubiquitin protein ligase binding
Source: RefSeq, a predicted model, not a curated record